ACGUUCUACUCAAAGAUGGCGAUGACGAGUGCGCCAUGUUUUUCGUGAUGUUCGAGCGUUAGAGAGAUUUUUGGGUAUCCUGAUUCGCAUAAGCAAAAUGGCUGAUGAUGACCCGUGGUUACUGAAGGAAGACGGUUGCUUGAACGUGGACACUGAGUGCAAGAGUAUUAUCUAUCACGCCAAUUUAAAUGUUCUACUCAUCACCACUAGCAGCGCACAAGUAUACGUAUUCGAUGUCAAUUCCGGCGUAAUCCUGCAAAGAAGUACUCUGUCCGGUAAACCAAAUGGGAAACUGCAAGGAGUGUAUCUAUCCAAUGGAAUAGACAAAGUGCUAUAUACAGAUGGUCGGGGGAUUGGUAUACGCAGUGAUUACAACGGGGUCCUUUUGUUAGAUACUAUUUUGCAAACUCCAGUUUCUAAGAGUGAAGAUGUUGUGAAAUUGGAAUUGCUACUGUCGGAAGCUGCGUUGCUACUUCAAUGUCUUCAAUGUGUAGAAUUGCCAGGAGUAGAGCAUUUAUUGGAGGUAUUGCAAGAACUUUCAAGUAAAAUAGUUGCAGCGCAAACGAAUCAGAAGAAAGGUAUUAAAGCUCAAAAAUGGAAUACAAUAUGCUUGGAACUGCCACAUGGGUCUUUGAAGCUCGUGUGCUCUGGCUUAGUGAUGGAAUUAAAAAGGCAAAAUCGACAUAUACCAGCAUUGCCCAUUGCUUCUGCAAUCAAUGAACGACUGAAUGGCCUAUUGCCUGGCCUUGCGUUAGAAGGUGGUCCCGCUGAUAGAGCGCUGAUGUUUAGCGAAGCAGCACGUCGUGAUACUUUUCCAAAAUGGCCACACAUGAAUUACAAAUGGGCUUUACCUGAUCAAAUGGCGCAGGCUGGUUUCUAUCAUGAGCCAAAUGCUACUGGUGACGAUAGAGCAAUGUGUUUCACUUGUAACGUCUGUCUUGUAUGUUGGGAGCCUACGGACGAACCGUGGUCGGAGCACGAGAGGCAUUCACCUGCGUGUCCGUUCGUUAAAGGCGAAUAUACACAGAACGUUCCACUGUCUGUUACCUUAGCGACUGCUCCCGCUCGCGAAGUGGGUGAUACAGUGGAUAUCAUAGGUACUACAAAUGUCACGGGCCUUGCGGCUACAGCCUCUUCUGACGGUUUUAUAUAUAUCUGGAAUAUAACAAAUCAGCUGAAGAGAGAAGUAUCAUUUUAUAUAUCUCUCUCGGAUCAAGAGGUGAACAAUAAGGAAUCUAUACAGUUUUGCGCUACAAGGAAUAUAACGACUUCAUAUUUAACGAAUCUAAGCUCGGACACCGCACCGCUCUCGGAAUAUAAAUCUUCGUCCUUUUAUAAAAUACAGGUUACGGCUCUCUCGGUGGUAGGACCUCCGAUAUCGCCGAAGGAGGACGCGAAAAGCACCACUAGUUCCACAACGUCGUCCAUAAAUGUCGAGACGUCGGACUAUAAAAUACGACCGUGUUUAGUGUGCGGAGUUACAGUGACAGUUAAUAAUCCUUCGCAAUUAAGGACCUUAGAGAAUGUAUGGGCCGCAUCGACCGAUCUGGCGAGCUCAUCUUCGCUGGUUCGCGCGAUGAACAGUGUAAAUAGUGCUGCUAGUGAUACUUUAGAUAUAAUGAAGGUAGCGGGUGAUAGAUGCGUACCAUCAAGAUUGCAUUACUUAGUAUUGUACGAUUUUCAUCAUAAAACCGCGACGGCACAACCCAUUAAGGAGGACAACUCCAAAGAGUCUAAGACUAAGAAGACUCUGUCCGGUACGGGAACUAGCGCUAGUUCGAAUGGAGGUCGCCAAGAGAGCUUGUAUCAAGAGCUCUUUCUCGGUAAAUUUUUAUACGAAGUGCCAGUUAUUGAAGAUGUGGACUCAGAAAUGGUCGUCGGCUCGCAUUACGACGGUAUCUUUCCAACCAUCGAUCUGACCGCCUCGUCCUCCAAUGGCAUUUACUCUACUCCCAUUGGCAUCACCGCACCGACCACGUCGACCCCAUAUGAUUCCAAUUUUAACCCUAUCAACAGCUCAGCUCACUUCGCAUCAACAUCCAAUUUGACAACGAUAAAUAAGAAGAGCUUAGACCUUAUGAAGAUCACUAAGGCUGAGCCGGUGGUUAUCAAGACUCUAGCUAUAAACGCUCCGGAUUCCCUUCGUAUCACUUAUGUAUCUCCGACUAAAGAUGGAACACACUUGUAUGUCGCGAUGUGUCCCUCAACGGAUAACACUUCUGCCGAGCUUUCCUCGUUGAACACUAAUCAGAUGGACAUCGACGACGAGAGCGAUUUCUUCCCACAGAAGAGUUAUAUGUAUUGGGACCAUAGCGACACUCAAUCUGGCAAACUGAUAAAUGACGAGACACACAGUAACGAGAACAAUACGAAUGUUCUGUUGCUCGUAUAUGCCUUGGACUUCUCGGGGCAGGUGGUGAAAGUGACGUCAGAACCGUUGGUGAAGCGGGAACUUCCUCUGGAACAGGCGCCGAUUGAACACGAGCUUCUGCCAUUGCAGGAGAAGCAAAAGUCCACGACGUCUUCUCUCAAUCCUUCAAGCGUUAAUCCGACUAGCAAUUCGGCUGCUCAGGAACAGGUUGUCGGACAAGUCGCUCUGGUGUGUAAGGACGGCGUAGUCAGAUUGUUAAAUCUAAGCACGUUGAAAACCGUAACCGAGGCUAGGUUAGAGGGAAAGAAAUUUAUCUCUGCGACUUAUUGCAACAGCUUGGAAAGGCUAUGUGUAUGCACGAGCGACGGCACGCUGCAUUUCUUCGUUACAGCAGAGGAGGAAGACUCCACGGAGGAGAAGGAGGACGUUGAAGAUGUGAUCAUGGCUGACAAAGAGAGUUGCCCUAACGAAAAUACGGCUCCUAACACGUCCACAUCGACUUGCCACGAUCAAUUAUUGGCACACAAGACGAAUUUCUCUUACACGGACUUACGGCUCUUAUAUGAACUUACAAGAUUCGAUCGACAUUCGCCUGCGUAUAGCGCGACAGUUCCUCCGUGUUGGAGCGAAAUGAUGCAAGCCCAGAGACAAAGACGUCAUCCGCAGCACCUUCAUCAAUCGGAAGAUCAACAUCAUACAAGAACUUGGCGGCUGCAAAAUGACGCGACCACAUGGGACGAACAUGUAUUUGAACUUACGUUACCUCGAAGUGCGUCUGGAAGUAUAGGGCACGUUGAUGUUCGAUUUACCUUGCAUUCGUUUUGUCAAGAAUUGCCGACUAUUCAAGUAACACUGUUGAAGCAAAAUAUAAAAAGAAUCGGCCACCAGAAAGCAUCGUCCACUCCAGUAGACGAAAGAAUAGACUUUAAUAUAGGAAGCGACCAAAGGAACGAAAAUCCAGUCAUCAUAGAGGAAUAUCAGCGCCAGCACAACACCGAGAUCUUGUGCGGUCCUAUCGACUUGCAUCGUUGCAUGGAUCUGUCCUGUCGUUCGGGAUGCGUGACGUUAACAAGCCCAAAGUUGUUCCGUUCGAAAGUUCGAACGUUGCUCGUUCAUAUUAAAGCAUUAGUAGAUCAGACGAAAGAUAGUGCAUCUGCGAAAACGAAAGUGAAUCUAUUUGAGACUAAACCACCUACUUGCAAAAAGUUAAGGAUAUUUGAGGUACGUCCCCUUGUAUCCAAUAGCACUGGGGAACGACUCGACGAGGGUGGUAAUAGCAAAAAAUUAGGAUGUUACGUUGGUUGUAACUGGAUUCACGAAAUUUCGAUUACGAUAAGGUCGGUACGUCCUACUGAUAUACCAAACGAGAGGCUACAGAGAUGUGCGAUGUUGGAAUCCAAAACUUUCUUUGAUAAUCUUCUGAACGUUGCCUGCUUGCAAGGAUCUCUCGAUUCUCCUGUCGUACAAUCUAUCGCUCUCGAUAUUCUGGUAUGGACAGCCUCAAUAAGAUUAACGAGAUUACGUAGCGCACAGAACAGCUCUGAGAUGAAAGCUCUUCAGCUGGAGACGAUACGCUCUGUGCAAGGACGACUGUCCAGCUUAUUGCGAACGUGUCUCUUGCAUGCUGGCAGAAGUAUAGCGCAUAAAUGCGUCAAAUUAAUUGUUCUUUGCAGUGGAGGAUUUUAUAAUAUAGACGAUCCGCCAGUUCAAACCUUCGACGAGGCUAUGCUUUCCGUUCUGGUAAACUUAUUGCCAUCAAUCAUGGAUGUGCAAUGGGCUGGUUCAUUGAGAUGGUUGCAGUUACUCAUAACUAGAUUUUUACCGUUGGACAGAAAUCACAGCAUCGCCCAGAAAUGUGUCUCUUUGGUACAGCAGAUAGCUACUGAGUUAUCCAAUAGAGUAAAUCCUUACCAUUUGCUGCUUGCGACAAGAUUUGGUUUAUACAACACACCUUUUGAGACGGAAUUGUUUGACUUAGAACCACCAAUACUACCGAAGUUUAGUUCAACACCAGUUACAUACGCGUCGGUUGUAACGGACGAGCAAACAGGCCCGUCUAUGACUUCGUCGAGUUCCGCGCAUUUGCCCAAAUUCGCUCAUUGUGCGCAUUCCAUCGAUUUGAGAGACCUGCUCACACUGCCUACGCAUCCUGCUAGUGAAUUUGUAGUACCUAGUAAAUUGAAGGCAUUAUGCACUAACCACAAUAUGAAAGGUCUCCUUGAGGUCGAACCCCUCCAUUUUACCUGCCAUGCCGCCUCCGACGGUACGAAGAUGGAAAAUAUUGGUCCUGGUAUGAGUACAAUUAACAUUGGACCUACUCUCUAUGAUAAUACAACAACAAACAACGGCGGUGCAUCCGAUGUCAAAAUGGUACAUUAUACUUACAACUUGGAUGCUGGAUCGCUAGGACCAGAUGUUCAGGCUAAAUCGUCAGCUACAUUAAGCGAUCUGCUUAGUAUGUAUACAGGAAGAGCGCUAAAGAAGCCAUCUUCACAACUAUUGCUCACACCUGAUGAACAAUCAGACUAUGACGAAGCUAACGACACGUCUGGCGAUAACCAGACUUGGCAUAGCACACAAAACAAUAUGCCUAGUUCACAUAUAUUAAGUUCCAUUGUAACAAAAGAAAAAUCAUCAGUACAAAAUAUUGAUACUGCUAUAAACAAAGUUGAGGAGGGCAAUCCUAAAAAGCGAGAAGACAUCACGUUUCCAUGGGGAAGAUUGCUGUGUUGGCCACCUCAGCAAGCAUUGGUAGUGGAGAGGAUGCAUUCAGGAGCGCGACGAUUUGUCAUUCUAGACUUCGGAUCGCCUGUAUUGUUGACGGAUCUGAUGAUUCCUUCGUGUAGUGAUUUAGUGUCGCUCUCGAUAGAUAUAUGGACUAAGAGCGAAGAAACAGACGGUACACGACUUAUUGUUGCUGGCGAUAUAGGGAGCAAGCCUCUGAUUGUCUGUGAUCUUCAGCCGCCACCAGUUUGCAGAUAUCUCAAGAUCACUACAAUAGGACGCUAUGGAAUGUCCACAACUACAUGUAAAAUACCGUUGGGGAUGUUUUAUGGACACAUGGUGGUUUUGCCUGGAGAGAAUUACUCGGAGCUGAGCGAUUCUUCGUCGUUUGAUGACAACAUUUUCGAUCCCUCUUUACAAGCUACUAUUGAUACACAAUGUAACAUACUGUCGGCUUUAGCAGAGGACGUUCAAUGCAGAUUCAGUUUAGCCAAUGAAAGAUUAAAAGCUUUAUUAGAUCCAUUGCUGUGUUCAGAAACUCCUAAUGUCAUGCAUAUGCAACAUUACCUUUGCUGCAAUAAAAUAUUUCAUGAAAGUAACGAACGGCCAUCACCGAAAAUAUUACAAACAUAUCAGGAAUGUACUAUGUUCCAACAUCAAUUAAAUAUUGUGCGAGGUGUCUGGCGACGUCUCGAAUCGUGGAGAGGUGUGCGGAACGUGCCGACUACGUCUUUCGUGAAUGCGCCCAGUGAUAAGUUACGAGUUCUCGGAGAGACUUUGCUUGACAUCCUGCUGUAUACUGUAUAUGAAAUCGGCCCAGUGGCUAGUGUACCGAUGUCGCUAUACGAGGUGUUUACCCCGACGAUUUGUGAGAAAUUUUUUCAUUCAAUAUGCGUUGUGACGCCAGCACCACGAUUGCAGCUCCACGCUGCUGCACUCUUAGCCGGUAUGGCAGGUCACCAGCCGUGGUGGGGCAACUUUUUAUCUAACACUUUGAUAAAUCUUUACUCUUCGUCAUCUACUCAUAUUUUCCCACAGGAUAGGGUGUUUAUUUUAUUAACAUUCCUUGGGCGAAAAUCGUUGAUGGCUGGAGCAAACAAGUCCUCAGUUAUCGAUGCCAUGGUUCGUACAUUGGGAAAAUUGCUAUCUCCUCUGAUGAACGGACAACCCACCAAUUCCCAUCGAUUGGACGUGAUUCUGAUAGGUUGGGUGUUAUUGUUUCUGUCGGUAUGCUUAGACACUACCACUAUUCAACUUUCCUGUAUGGAGGAAAAUCAGGAAAAGAAUAAAGAGCAAGGUUUGUUGUCUCGUUGGGAAUUCAUACAAGGAGAAUCAGCUAUGCAGAGGAAAUAUGUCAAUGCCAGCCGGUCAUCAGCCUCACGUAGCUAUCGAAAAAGACUGCAAAAGCGUCUGUUGCAUCAUAAACAGCAGCUUCAUGAAUUGGAGCAAGCCAAGAAAUCUUUCCAAACGACGCCCCAGGGGUGGGCCACUCUCUCUUCUCAGGCAGCUACGUUGUAUAGUAAAGUGGAGGCAACCAUAAAAUCUCAAGAACGUUACUUCAAAAAGACGUUGAAACAGCAUUCCGCCAAGCAUUACAAGGACAUCCUCAGUAUCCGAAGGAACGAGAUGCAACAUCUUUCACGUAGUCCACGCGCUGCAGCUGCAUCUAGCAGUAGUAAGGCAGACGUUGUGGAUUUGGAAGUCGAAUAUGUGACUAAUUUAUCUCAUCAAUAUGUCUUACCAGUGGCACGUGGUCUCGUCGCAUUGAUUCUACAUAAUUCCACUAAUGUGGAUAUGUUUUUGUUGGCAUGCAAGGUAGUGGCUAGACUAGUGGUAUCAACACGUCCUGCGAUUAGCUUAUGCGAGCUUAUGACCGAAGAACAACUCUUAAAAUUAGUCAGAUUGGCGACGGGUACAUCCGAUGCAACGUGGUCGUCGCAUGCUGUUUCGUGUCUUUUACUGGAUCUACUGGAAGGAGGACGAUUGUUUCCUAGAGCAUGUCCCAUGCACGAAGGUAGUCCAACGGAGGAGAAUUUCGAAAUGGGCACGGACGAAAAUAACACGACGGAAGAGGAUUCAAGCAAUGUUGCAGGUACCAGCGCUUCUUCCGCUGCCACGUUAAGUAAUAAUGAAGGAUUCGCGGAGGUAGACGCUGAAGAAGACGCGCAGGAUAGUAUCGUAGUGACAUCAACGGCUGCCUCCACAUCAAAAUCCAAUGGAUUCCUGCCAUCUCUUUUGGAAUCUGACGACAGUGAAUUGGAAGAAUUCCUGGACGAUAUAUUAGAACGAGGGAAAAAUAUGAUAAAGAAGGGUAGCACAGUAUCAAAGAUCCUGACUUCGGCUAUUACUGGCAGUAUCUCGUUGGCGAUGGAUGCGCGAUUGGAAUAUGGAGUCGAGAUGGGCGUAGAGAUAUCACUGAGGAUACUGUCCACAGUUGGCAUGUACAAUCUACCUCACAGUAUAAAUGCGCCAAUACACAUGCCUACGGAAGCAAGUCGUUCUGGUCAACAAUCGUCCAUGCCGAAAACUGACACGGAUUGGAACGCGGAUAGGGGUCAGGAGACAUGGAAUUCUUCUGAUCCUACUCCUUCGAGUCUGUCAAUGCUAACGAAAUGUUUUGAUAAAAUAUUUACGGAUUUAUACUUGCAGAAUAAUAGUACGAACCUGGAACUGGUCUUACAACUUUGGUUAACACUGAACAUGGACGCUCCUAACGAGCACUCACACUCUUCUCAGCUUGAUUCUUCUCUGAUACCUGUAAUUCCAUUAAGUUUAGCAGCGAUUAGUAACCUCAUAUCUGCACUCUCUUGGCAUUCCGGAAUUUCUUUACGUGCUUGGUGUCUUGGUCUGCAAUGUUUAACUAUCGUCUGCAAUCAAUCGUUGCAAAGAUAUCACGGUUUAGACGGUUUCGCGACUAGUGGGUUCUGUGUGGCUAGCAACAUUGUUAAAGAACGUAAUACUGGCCCUAUGUUGCUGCGUCUGCUUUCCGGCAAUGGAUUAAAUGUCAAUACUAUGGAUGAGCAAUAUAUUAUGGCUGGUCCUACAGUCUGUCAAGCGUUACAUGAUUUUCUUCUCAGACUGGAAGUAAUGUGCGAUGUGAUUACACCGGAUAGUUUCUUAGGUAAUGCCCUGAAGGAUUUGCUAUUGUGGGUAGUGUAUCAACUCGUGCAACCAGGCGGGGCUCUUAUAACAAGAAGAGGACCUUUGGAUGCCCAAUGCAAGCUAUUAACGUCUGUAGUUAAUCUAAAUUACGUUAAUGCUGAUUUGAGCAUCGCCAUGAGUAUAUCUGAAUGCGUUGGCGUAUUGGUCUCGACUUAUGUCAGAGGAUCCGGAGUCGGCGCAGAAUGUGGAGGAGCACUUGCUUUGCCCAAUCAGUCCGUUGGUUCUGGUGGCUUUGGUGGUCUAUUCGCUUGCGUACUCGGUGGCGAUACAAGACAAGGUCGCCCCGCGUCAUGGGAUACUCUGGUUGUGGCUCUCGUUAAAUUAGUGUGUGUGUUCAUACAAACUCCACUACCAGGUUUCUCUGGGAUACAUAGUUUUGACAUGGUACCACAGAUAUGCUCUCGCGCUCGUGAAAAUCACUCGGAGAAACCAGCAGAGGAGGAACUAUCGGAUGCAACCUCCGAUCUCAGAACCAGCACAAGCGAGCAGCAAGUGCAAAUAAACAUUUCGCAAACGGACGAGAGCAAAGUUGCAGAACAACAAACUUCGUUUCGCCUGCAACAGCCAAUAACUAGUAAAUCUUGUGUACCUUGCCUCGCUGAUACGGUUCUACAGCACGAACCAACUAUGAUGCGCUUACUGAGCACUCUCGGUCAUAUUACUGGAUCCUCGUUAGCUAUGCUCCUGGGAGGAAGUGCGAGUACUGCAUCGACUACUGAACUUCGUGAUCCAGCUUCGAUACCGGAUGCAAUAUUCCUUCUUCUAACAAUUUUGACAAAGAAAGCUAGCAAUCCGACUUUGGUUCUCAAACCUUUUUACCACUACCUUUCUUCGUCAUGCGGAGAAACUGAGUUGGAUCGCCAAUUGGGUGUUAUGCAGUUAUCGGAGCCUCUUCUUUGGUACAUCCUAAGAGUGUUGGACAACGUAUCAUCGUUAUCCAUUUUCACAGAGAUGGGCGGUGUAAAAGUAGUCUGCCAGAAUCUUGUGAAGUCCAGCAACAACGGCGUCGCUAGUGCAUCCGCCUCAGGCGGCGUGAUCGCCCUCGUUAUGGAACAUUUGUCAAAUGCACCCAACGUGAUGCCGAUUACAGCCAGCAGUAGCAGCAGCAGCAGUAGUAAUAGCAACAGCAGGAAAGCAAUCAGCUCGUUGGAAUCAAAUUCCGACGGGUUAUUGAAUUUCGCACCACUUGGCACGAUUUCCUGCGCUACCGCGCAACCGCCGGAUGUCCUUAUACAAAAUGCUACACCUCACAAACGCGCGAGAACGCCUGCGUGGUCUUAUCAUUAUUAUCCUGACGAGAAGUGGGUCGACCUCACGAUUACUUUGCCAUGCGCUAUCUUACUCAGACAGGUGGAGUUGCAGCCGCAUCAUUCAGCAUUAUCCACGUGUCCCUCGGCCGUGGCGCUUGAAAUAUCAAGAGAAAACAACAGUCCAGUAAUGCCUGUCUGCCCACCGAUGCCUACAGCAGGCUUAACAUAUAUACGUCUUACAUUAUCUCAGCCGGAAGUCGUGACUUCUGUGUUGGUGCGCCUGUAUAAGCCGCGUGAUUCGACGAAUGUAAGUCUCAGUCAAAUAAAGCUGAUGGGAACUACUGCAUUCGGUGAAAAUAAAACGAGCUUUGACAUGCUAGAUGAGGAACAAUUGACGAAGACCAGCUUAGGGUGGUUGCGAUUAUUGCAUCAGUGUUUGUCGGUGAGCACAUUGAACAGUAAUCUAGCCGCCGAGGUGCUUAAUUCCGCGGCUUCGGUCGAAGGCCUGGUCGAGGCAUGCUGCAACCUCCUGUUACUCCCAGCACCGUCUCUCUUUACUGCCAACUUGGAGAGGGUUCUCUUACAACUCGGCUUACAUUCUCGUGAGCUUGGACUCCAUCUUAUUGGUCUCUUGCUCAACAACAGGUCCACUCCCUUCUUCCAAGGAGCCGUAACUUCCCGAAAGACAUCCAUUGUACAGUUAGUCGUUGAAUUACUUCAGCAACUCUGUUCUAUCCGAGAUUCCAGUACUGAGGCUCGUAUGAGAGCUGUUCUCAGCUGGCUGCAGACGUCGGCUGCAAAUGGGAUAUCUCACACUAACAGCAAUCCCAAUUCCGUCAAUCCGUCAGCUGUGUAUAUUCAUUGUGUGUCUUCGAUCAUCUGGAAGACCCAUCAACAACAGAACCACAAUUACGAUUUGCAUGUGCUGCUGACAGACGAUUUGUUUAAUUCAUUGUAUCAAUGGACACUGACUCUCGGUAAGAACUCGGCCUUGAAGCAAGCGAUCGACUCUGUUCUGUGCGCUUUCUGCUACGUGAGACCGUCGCUGUUCCCUUUGCUUCUUCAACGAGUACGAAUCUUGGUUCCGAACCUCGCGACGGAUCAUUCCGCCUCAAUAUCCGAUGAUCGUAAAAAAAGCGAGGGCCAGACAGAUGAUAAGAAGAGCGAGAUCAACGCGGAGGAGUGGUAUUGUCGAUUUGUGUUGUUGGAAUACAAACGGUUACGUUUAACGGAGGGACAACUUCUAACUGUUGCCGCGGCGGCACGCUCUCCGCCUGGUAUUCAGCAAUUAAUCGACUCUGGUUUCCCGGCGCUGCUGACGUCAUUGAUUACAGAUUUCUGCAACUUGGAGAAAUCCAAACAGCAUCAACGAACUACAAUGGUGUCGGGUGAUAGCAAUGAGAAUAAUACAGCUGAAAGUAUCAGCUCCUCGAAUAACGAUGAUCUAUGCAUGAUGCGACCGGAUAGCAUAGCGAUGGUGAUUGAAUUUUUAAUGCUUGUAUGCUCGGAAGGCAGGAUGCGAGACUGGCUUGGUAAAGAGGGCCGUGGUUUCUGGUUACCCCUUUUGUCACUUCUCAGUAAUCGCCCCAUUGAGAACUCAUCGGCGUCUGCGUCGAGGUGUUCAAAAACGAGCGCGUUGUACACAUCGCUAGAAAGCGCUAUGAUCAAAUUCUUAUCGAGAUGUUGCUGGUGCCAUCAAGCGAACCAAAAAUUGCUGGCGGAACUUUUGACCGAAGUUAUUUCUCAACAGCGAAUAACUUCGAAUGUGCGAUAUCUUCACGGUAUUUCCGGGUUCACUCGGAGAUUAAUUCUGCAACUGCUCUUGGAAGGAGAGAAAGUAUUGGUUUCCGUAACUUCGGAAGCUCCUAUGAAAGUUGCAGCAGGAACGGCGAAUUACAACAUGCCGUCCAUGUCACCUCACCCCGCUCAUCCGUUCGGACAUUAUCAUCAACUGUUAUACAUGCCAACUCAAGCGACAGUGGCGGAUAUAUUACGGAAAGUAUCAGGAACUUGGUUUCUUCUAUUACUUCCAAAUACGUAUAAAGGUAACGAAGCAAGUUCCAGCGAAAAUAACCGUGUGGGUGAACCGGUUUGGCAACCUCCGAUGGAGUUGAUGGUAGACACGCUCAGCGUGGCCGCUGGAAAUACGGCGAAAGACAAGCGGGCUAAAGAGGCGUCGAAUAGAUCGCAAGCUCGUGGUCCUAUCGUGCGAAAACCGCGUUUAAAUUGUGAUGGAACACCGAUUGUGAAUAAACCUGUAACUAACAAUGGACAAGCUCCAGUGGCGAACCAAGCCAACACAACGAAUCAGCAGUAUUUAAUACACUCAUCUCGGCCCAACACACCUUUACCACUUCAGCUUACGAUCGCACAAUUAUUAGCGAUCGCCGAAGACAGCGGCGUGUCAUUGUCCGAGCCAUGUUUGCAUUUAAUUUUGCGUCAACGCAAUAAGGAUUCCAAAGAGGACAUAACGAAACAGAAUGAUAGCGAGCUGCUGAACUAUAGGAGCAUUGAAAGCUCGCUGGGUGUGUUCAGCGCUGGGGGCGGAUUGGCAGUCUUAGCGCGCCAUUUGCCGCUAGUAUAUCCUGAUUCCGGUAGACCGUUAUCCUUCGUAGAAAAAUCGCCGUCACCGGAACAGACGGACGCCGACUGGGUGAAGCUGGAGACCAACGACGACAUCUAUGAGGCUCUGGAAGAGGGUAGAACAUAUACUUCCUCGCCAAAAACUUCGACGCCACCGCCAUAUGUGCCACCGCAUUCUCUCGCUGCUUUCGGUUUAUUCCUUCGGCUACCGGGUUAUGCUGAGGUGUUGCUGAGAGACAAGAAACGAGCGCAGUGUCUGUUACGACUCGCACUUGGCGUUUCCGACGAUGGCGAGGGUGGCGAGGUGUUGUCCUCACCUUUAGCGGCUUCGUUACCGACCUUGCCGUUCCAAGUUCUCAAACAACUGCUGGACGCCACGCCACCGACCACCGAUGACGGGUUGCUUUUACGAAGGACCACUAUAGAGGUGGGAGCCAUGUUGCUGUUGUUGAACUGCUUGGCGAUAUUUACCCACCAGACGGGCCAAAACGAGACUGUCGAGCAAAGAACCGGUCAAAGCGGCAGCAGCAGCAGUGGUGGCGGCGGUGGGAGCGGUGGAGGGCGUAGUGAUGAUAAUUCUCAUCUAUAUUGGGCAAAGGGUACCGGCUUUGGUACUGGAUCUACGCAACAAUCGUGGAACGUCGAGCAGGCGCUGCUGCGACAACGAUGUGAAGAUGAGCAUGUGACGGUGCUGCUGCAAGUUCUCGCGAGUUACAUCGGCUCGGGAGGCGGACAGCCUCAACGUGAACUGCCUGCCGGUUUUCCUGACUUACUAGCACGUUCCUGCUUGUUGCCGGCGCUAUCUUCAUACCUGCGCAACGAUUCCGUUCUCGAUAUGGCUAGACACAUUCCUUUGUACAGAGCGGUUCUGCAACUGCUCAGGGCGAUGGCAUUGUCCAGCCAAUUGGCACCGUUGUUGUUGCCACGAGGCGGUCGAUCCGGUGAACCAUCAGUGGUAUCUCUCCUGUCUAGUAUGAGGGUGUGUGUGGACACGUAUGUGCACAAGAUCAACCGUACUAGGGGUAACAAGUCAAAAAGUGUCUCUAAGUAUCCAGACGAUAGCGAACAAGAUGAGGGUUUGGCCACAUUGAUUCCUGACAUUCAGGAGAGUGCGACCAUAGUGCAGAAUGCCACGUGUAGGUUGUCCGGCGUCGGUGAGGACUUGCCUGGCCCCAGUCCGACCGCGCCGGAACUACCGUUGCGUUCUAUCGAGCACCGUUAUUUAGAAGUGAUGAAGAAUCUGCAAUUCGACACCUAUGAAAUGAUCAGCGAAAAUCCAGAUGGCGGAGGCUACAAAUUUGCAGUCUCAUAUCACUUCGAAUCAAACAUGAGGGCCGCUGGUGAGAGGAGCCAUCCGGCACGAGUGAAGAGAUUAGCCCAAGAAGCUGUCACCCUCUCGACGGCGUUACCUCUAUCUUACAGUAGUAGCGUAUUUGUAAGAUGCGAUGCGGAUAGAUUGGACGUUAUGAAGGUACUCAUAACAGGGCCGGCAGAAACGCCGUACGCAAACGGCUGUUUUGAAUUUGAUGUGUACUUCCCUCCUGAUUAUCCUAAUAGUCCAAUGUUGAUAAACUUAGAAACAACCGGCCGUCAUACCGUGCGCUUUAAUCCGAAUUUAUACAAUGACGGAAAGGUCUGUCUUAGCGUACUCAACACAUGGCACGGUCGGCCCGAGGAAAAAUGGAAUGCACAUACUAGUAGUUUCCUUCAGGUCUUAGUAUCGAUACAAUCGCUAAUCCUAGUAUCCGAACCUUAUUUCAACGAGCCUGGCUACGAACGAUCGCGAGGCACAUCGAGCGGUGCUCAGUCUAGUCAAGAGUACAAUGCAAAUAUCUGUCAGGCUACCGCUAAGUGGGCGAUGCUCGAUCAAAUACGCAAUCCUUGCCCAUGUUUCAAAGAGGUGAUACAUACUCACUUUUGGAUGAAGAGGCAUGAAAUUGUGGCACAAUUAGAAGCCUGGAUAAGAGAUAUGGAGAUGCAUGGAUCGGAUCGUAGAUCAGGCCGAAGCAUUUCUCUAAAUGCAUUAUCGCUGAGGAGACAUUAUAGGCUGUUGAGAGAGGAAUUGAAUAAACUGCCAACACCGGAAGGAUUAGAGGACCUGGCUGAGCCUCUUCCGUCGCCAGGUUCGCCCAUUGAAUUAUCAGGAACCCCAAGCACAACACCGAACACACCGUUGACGGUCGCAGGAUCUGCAAUCGCCGCUACUAUCUCCACCGUCACCACCACCAACAGCAGCAACAGCAGCAGCAACAGCAGCAGCAGCAGCAGCAGCAGUAGCAGCAGCAGCAGCAGCAGCAGCAGCAGUAGUACCACUACAGUGGCUACUCCUAUCACUAAUACUAUGGUACCGAUCAGCAAUAGCAGUGCGAAUAGUCACGUACAUCACGACAUCGACACGGACGUCGAGAUGGAGAAAAUGGUUUCAAAAGUGUGUGAAUAGCUAAAGGAUGUUAAUAGACAUUGUUGGUCAUUUUGAAGAGAGUCUAUUGUUUGUGUUACACUAAACAAAUGAUGGACCGAUAACAGGUGCACGGAUAUAUAUCCUGUCCAGCGGUCGAGUUGUCGAUAAGUUAUAAAAGAAAGUAUCGAUUUUCGAUCGAAUGUAGACGACGAUGCACUGAUAAUGAUGAUGACAAUGACAAUGAUAGUAAUAACAAUGAUGAUGAUAAUGGUUAAUUAAUGAUGACAGAAAAAUGCAAAUGAUGAGAUAUUAGACGAGAGAAUUGUGAGGAAGAGCGAAAGAGAGUGCGUAUGCGAGAAUGAGUAGGCGGACAAGGAUAUAGAAGAAUGAAAGAGAGAAGAAGAAAAGAGAAACAAUGUGGUAAAGGUCGAUAAUAAAGAGAAAGAUAGAGAGAGACAGGAAGGGGGCAAAAUAGAUAAACUCGAAGGAUAAGUAGCGCGAAUGUGACAAACUCGUGCAUAGUAGGUACUUUCAUAGCCGCUGCUAUAGUACGUGUACGCUGCAUUCUACUACUUUGUACUAUCAUAAGUACCAACUGUUAUUCAAUAUUUAUUAUACAUGUUCCUCGUUUAUAGUAGCGGGUAUUCCUGCGCGCAACGCGACCGAAUCUAAAAACUGACAAAGUGUCAUUAUAAAGAACGAGGCAAUUUAGUUUACACCGUUUAGAUAACGUUAAAUAUAAAUAUAGUACGUGUCCUUCAUACGUCGAUUAAGACAGGAACGAUGUCCUUGAAAGCAGUGGUACGUUUCUCACGUAAACGAGAAUUACUCUUUGUAACUGUAACAGCUACUUAGUACACGUAAAUUUCACAUGAAUCGACCAUAUGAACGAAUAAAGUCACAUUGUUUUGAAAUGGCCUUCCAUCCGUCUUUUAUCAAAAAACAAUUAUCCAAGUUAUAUAUAUGACGCUGAUUUGAUCUCUUUAUGAGAAAAAUUAUUAAAAUCUAAGAAAUAUGGUUCUUAAGA
Messenger RNA from Harpegnathos saltator (Jerdon's jumping ant), 15518 nucleotides. RefSeq names its product BIR repeat containing ubiquitin-conjugating enzyme (gene Bruce). The transcript is spliced from 52 exons. Gene Ontology annotation, biological process: regulation of cytokinesis; negative regulation of apoptotic process; apoptotic process. Gene Ontology annotation, molecular function: ubiquitin-protein transferase activity; protein binding; cysteine-type endopeptidase inhibitor activity. The record is from RefSeq and is a predicted model, not a curated record. Bases 98 to 14530 code for a protein of 4810 amino acids. Gene Ontology annotation, cellular component: nucleus. Lineage: Eukaryota; Metazoa; Arthropoda; Insecta; Hymenoptera; Formicidae.